AUUACGUGACCGUGUUCCCCGCAGCCCGUCCUCAACAAUCCCAUUGGUUAUUCUCCUUGAUUAUUCUGUGUCCAUUAUUAAAACAAUUAUUAUUUACAAAAGAUGAAGCGAUAGGAAUUAUUGUCUGCAAAAUGAUAUACUUUGGAAGAUUUAUAUUUCUUAUGCGCUCGGAAAACUUAUUGUGCACAAGAAAUUGCUUAUUAAAUUUGUACCAAAAUGCCUCAAAAAGUGCAUUAAGACAGUUAAAAGAUACAAUCUUGCCACCAAAACCGAAGAAGCCAGAAGCUCCGUUUCUUCUAUAUGUGAAACAUGUUAAACUCAGAUUUCUUGAAGAAACACCUGAUAUGAAAUAUACACAGAUAUUGAAGAGAGCAUCCAAGGAAUGGGCAGAAUUAGAUUCUACUAAAAAGGAAUAUUUUAUAAACCAAUAUCAUACAAGUCGUGAAGUAUAUGCGAAUAAAUUAAAAGAAUAUUAUAAUUCUAUUACCGACGAACAAAGACAAGUAUGGCAAGAAAAGAAAAGAGAAUAUGUACGAAAUAAUAGUGAAAUAGAUAAUAAACGGAAAUAUGAAAUGCUUGGAAAACCAAAGAAACCACCAAAUGCAUAUUUUUGUUAUUUAGCAUCAAAGAGAGGUGAUAGAAAUCCAAAUAUAACUAAUAAGGAGUGGAUAAAAUUGUUGACCACAAAUUGGAAAGAAUUAUCAGAUGCAGAGAAGCAAUCAUAUAUCACUGAAGCUACUCAACUUCAGACGCAAUACUAUAAGAAUUUAGAAAAGUGGGAGAUGGAAAUGAUAAAUUAUGGUCAUUCUGAUGUUGUGAGACCUAAAAUUUUAACGAAAUAUAAGGAUGCUAAAGUUGAAAAAGAUGAAUAAAAAUUAAAGUGCUCUAUUCUA
Molecule: messenger RNA, 893 nt
Organism: Bombus pyrosoma
Lineage: Eukaryota; Metazoa; Arthropoda; Insecta; Hymenoptera; Apidae
Gene: TFAM
Product: transcription factor A, mitochondrial
Exons: 4
Coding region: 132-872 (246 amino acids)
Molecular function (GO): transcription cis-regulatory region binding
Source: RefSeq, a predicted model, not a curated record